Megalobrama amblycephala (Wuchang bream) is the source of this 1103-nucleotide messenger RNA. Its product is annotated as GTPase IMAP family member 7-like. NCBI's taxonomy places the organism in Eukaryota, Metazoa, Chordata, Actinopteri, Cypriniformes, Xenocyprididae. Gene Ontology annotation, molecular function: GTP binding. The transcript has 3 exons. The record is from RefSeq and is a predicted model, not a curated record. Bases 53 to 1000 code for a protein of 315 amino acids.
CUGAUGUGCUCGUGAGUGUUUGUCUCUUUAAGUAUCUGUCGUCUGUGGGAAUAUGGCGGAAACAAGCGAAUCUUCAGCUGCUGACGCUUCCUCUGAGGUCCGGAUGGUUCUGUUGGGUCAGACGGGAUCAGGCAGGAGUUCGGCUGGAAACACCAUCCUGGGCCGAUCCGCGUUCUGGACGGACGUCUCGCCCGUGUCCGUCACCAGCCGCUGCCAGCGUGCGGGGGGUGUAGUGGAUGGGCGGAGCCUGCGGGUGAUUGACACUCCGGGGUUCUUCCACACCUGCAUGAGCCAUGAUGAGGUCCGUGCGGAGCUGAGCAGGUGUGUGGAUCUGUCGGCGACCGGACCGCACGUGUUCCUGCUACUGCUGCGGGCCGGACGGAUGACGCAUGAGGGUAGCGCCGGUCUCGACUGGAUCCGUGCCGCGUUCGGACCACAGGCGCUCCGGUUCACCGUAGUUCUGAUCACGUGGGGCGACGCGCUCGGGCCAAAACCUGUCGAGGACUUCCUAAAGGAGAGCACGGAAUUAUGGGAGUUUGUGUGCGAGUGUGCGGGCGGAUAUCACGUGUUUGAUAACACUAAAGGUCACGAGGAGAGGUCGCAGGUCACCGAGCUGCUGAAGAAGAUCGAUCUGUUGAUUCAGCGUAACGCAGGAGCACAUUACACCGGAGACAUGCUGCUGCAGGCCGAGAGCGCCGUACGCCACAUGCAGCAGAGGAUUCUGGGAGAGGAACAGGAGGAGGGCGAUGAAGAGGUGAAGAAGAGUGCGGAGGGCCUGUUCUGGUACGAGCUGCUCAGCGCUGUGGGCCGCGGCGCCGUGGAAGCGUCCGGCGUGAUGGAGAAAGGGAAGGGCAAAGGGAAGAAGGUCAAAGCCGUGCAGAGGGCGGCGGCCAUCGCCUCCACGCCGCUGUCAAUCACAACCGCUGCUAAAGUGAUGGGCGGAGCCGUGAGAGAGGGAACUAAAGUGCUGUACAAACACAAGAAGACACUCCUGCACUAACACACACACUUAUAUUUUCCCUUCUGAUUUAGGGGUUAAAGAGAUUACUUUAAAUGAUAACGUCUGUUCAAACAUCACAAUUGUCUGAUUGACUUCAUGAACU